Aphidius gifuensis is the source of this 944-nucleotide messenger RNA. RefSeq lists its product as uncharacterized. Bases 142 to 819 code for a protein of 225 amino acids. The record is from RefSeq and is a predicted model, not a curated record. Lineage: Eukaryota; Metazoa; Arthropoda; Insecta; Hymenoptera; Braconidae. The transcript is spliced from 3 exons.
AUUGAUAGAAGUGAGGUUAUUGUUUGUUAACAUAUUGGAGUAUUAUCUUGAAGUUUUUUUAAAUCAAACUGUUAUUAAUUAAUACAGACUGACUGUAAUGAUAUAAAUUGUCUUUAUGAUAAAUUAAAAAGACAAGCAAAAAUGAGUUGUCAAAAAGGUAGUGGUGUUCGUUCAAGACCACAAAAAUAUCAAAAUCGUCAUGUAUUUAAAAAUAAUCUUCAUGAUACAUCACAUAUGACUAAAAAAAUAAAUAGCAUUCAAGUUGUUAAUGUAUGUGAAAGAUGUAAAAAAAUAAUUGAAUGGAAAAUUAAAUAUAAAAAAUAUAAGCCAUUAAAAGCAUCAAGUAAAUGUGUCAAGUGCGAUGAAAAAUGUGUUAAACAUGCUUAUCAUAUAAUGUGUGGUCCUUGUGCAUCAAAAAAUGAAGUUUGUCCAAAAUGUGGUGAAAAAGCUGAAUUGAUAAAGCCAGAUGAAGAAAAAGAUAAAUUAACACUUGACAGAGAAAUGAGAUUGAUGCUUAAAAAAUUACCAGAAAGAAAAAGAAGAACAUUUAUGCGUUAUAUGAACAGACAAGGUGAAACAAAAGAAACAAAUGCUAAAAAUGAAGAAGGUUCUGAUGAAGAAAAUAUUGAUGAUGAAGAAGAAGAUGAAAAAUUGGAAGGAAAAAAUGAAAAUAAUAUUGUUGAAGAUGCUCCAUUGACUCGUGAUGAUUUAAUUGCUAAAUUACAAUCAUUAAUGGUGUCAAAGAAAAAAAAUGAUGAUUCAGACAGUGAUUUUAAUGAUGCAGGAUCCAUUGAAGAGAGUGAAAGUGAUAGUGAUUAAUUAAAUAAUCAGUGGUAAUUUUGUAACACAAAUAACGUUCAUUCAAUUCUUUGUAUUUUAUAUUAAACUUUUUUUUCUUUUUAUAUAUAAUUUAAAUUCAUCAAAAAUAAUUAUAAUGAGUUAAU